AUGCGGUACCUUAUCCCUCUUACCGCCCUGGCCCAGAUGCUCCUUUCGGCAAUGAUCUUGCACUUCCUGAAUAAAGGGUUGAGUACUAGGGUUAUCAAGAUGAAGGAACAUCCAUACUUUUAUGUUUUCUGGCUGCAGUUCUUGGGGGUAUCAGACAAGGCAGGUCCUGGUAUUUGGAUACCCACCAGUAUUGUUGAUAUAGUCCUGGAACUGCAGCGCACCGUCACUUCGACGAGUGAGAUGAAUGACCCCGCCCUUGAUCUCUGCGAGCUGGUCCUUCAGUGCCUCCUUUGUCUGUCACUAAGAAUUGCCUCGGAAGAUUGGGAUAAUGCCUGGUUGGCCUCAUCCACCAUCGCCAUGACCUUUCUUGCACCCUCGAGUGUCUUUUCUGAUUCAGGAAGAGCAACAAAGCGGGCAAUGGCUGCAAUUGCGUCCUCAAUGAUGGUACUGCUGGAGGUCACCAUAGACGAAAAUCAAAGAACGGGUGAAGGUGGUCGUAAAAAGAUGAUGGCAGGUUCCCGAUUGCGAACUGCUUAUGAAAUAAUGACCUUUAACAUUGGAGGAGAUUCAGCAUAA
Messenger RNA from Desarmillaria tabescens, 576 nucleotides. RefSeq lists its product as uncharacterized. NCBI's taxonomy places the organism in Eukaryota, Fungi, Basidiomycota, Agaricomycetes, Agaricales, Physalacriaceae. Bases 1 to 576 code for a protein of 191 amino acids. The transcript is spliced from 4 exons. The record is from RefSeq and is a predicted model, not a curated record.